AUGAAAGUUCGAGUCUAUGUAUUAUAUUAUCAAUGAUAUUGUUACUGACUUGCAUAUGUAAACGUAGAGUUGAAUUUGUGGAACUGAUGUAUAUUGUGCUGUGAAUUCACAUUGCGUGACUUUUGAUUUUCUUGAAGAUUUAUAACAAGACAUAUAAUCAAGUAACAAUGGUAAGAAAUAGUAUACACUUCAGUUAUCAUUUUGAAAUUAAUUUAUUAUAACAUUUUAGAUACAUUUUUUUUUACAUACAAAUGAACAAUUAUUUGUAACGCUUCAGUGACUAUUGGAUACAAAUAUAAAUUUUCACUAAUAUAUUUCAGAGUUUCAAUUUGCCGUCGCUUGUUCCAAAACCUACUGCCAAUGAGCAGUUCAAUAUUCAUGAUGACAAUUAUGGUAUACCCAAUCCAUUGGUUUCAGGGUACGAAUAAUUAUCAAUAUUACAAUUUUAUCAGUAAUUAAACUUACAUCCAAUAUUAAAUGUAUUACUGUUUGAUCUUCUCGUUGCUAGAUUAGCAGUAACUAGGCAACAUAUAGGUUAUGCACAUCCAUUGGAAGCAUCACAGAAAAAUGUAAGAAAAUAAUUUUAUUCAUUUUAUUGAGAUAUAACAAUGGAUGCACAAGAGGUUUAUAAUAUGUAUUACAUAUGUAUAUUUUUCAGUACGAGAAAAGCCGUACUCGUAUGAAUAUGGUACUGUUAAGAAAUACGCAAGGAUUACAUGCUCCAAUGCGUCUGGCAAUGGAAUUAAAAGCUACUGAAAAGAUUGGAAGACUUCCAUUUCUUCCAUCGUCGCAUAUGAUGAAAGACGUGUUACUUGGAAAGGAUGAGGAAAUAGGGUUUGAAGACAUAUUAAAUAUACCUGACUUUAGAGAACAAAUGGGUCAACCGCACGCUAUUGUUGAGAAAAGUCUUGGGAUAUUAUAAACCUUUAUUAAUAGUAAAUCAUUUACUUUGUAUUAUCAAACAUCAAAUAUACAAUAAAUGUUUAAUUCUUCUAAUUUAAAAGGUAAUUUAUUACAAAUAGCAUUGAAUUUACUUAAGAUAAAUAAGAUAAAUAAUUUGUUUAUACAUCCGGCCAUACAAGUGAAUCUACUCUGCUAUCACAAAUUUUCUUAAUUUCUUCCAUUGUAACUUGUAACUCUUCAUUUCUGGUAUUUGCUAAACGUUCUUCGAUUGAUUCAAGAACUUUUUCUAUCUUAGUUUCCACGUUAAUAUCUUCUUUCAAAUAUACUACAAAAGGCAUAUGAAAUUUUAGCUUGUAUCUGAAAUAACACAUAUAAACGUAAAGUAAAUUUUAGAUUUGCAAUAAAAUUAUUAAUUCUUUUUAAUUUAUUUACGUGUUAUUGUAAGUAUUCAAUGUAUGUUUCUUUUCUUUCAACGUCAUCUGAGGUUCAGAAGUAUCUUCUGAAGUAUCUUCUGAAGUAUCUUCUGAAGUAACUGUUGCUGUAUCUUCUGAACUAAAUGUUGCCGUAUCUUCUGAAGUAACUGUUGCCGUAUCUGAUGCAGCAACUGUUGCUGUAUCUGUUGUAGGAGAUUCUUCCUCCUCUGAAACUAAUUUUGCUAUGAGAUCUGGAUAUUUGAGCACUACAUCUCUUUUUCCUAGAAAUAAAUAACACAAUUAAUAUCAUAAAGUCUACGUCAUAAUGUAUAAAAAUUCUGAUAUAAACAUUAUAUGACAGUUAUUAUUAUUGUGUAUUGUUUUUACCAGAAGUAUCCAACUUAUCUAAAUAAUCAUGAAAGGAUUUUUUCAAAUUUUUAGCUGAUGUAAAUGGUCUUUCAUUUGCAAUACAUUUUGCAAUCGCUGCAUUAUUUUCAAUAGCAUUGUCAAAAAGCCAUUCAAAUUCUUCGACACGUAGAGCAUUUACUUCUGAUAAACUUAAAAUUCCACCUGAUGAAUACGAUGAAUACAUAUCUAAUACAAAAACGUAAUUUAAAAGUUUAUAUGUAUUUAAAAUUAACUGUAAGAUUUUAUCAUUCGUAGAUUAUUACAUAUCUUUUAUUGAAUAAAUUGAAUAAUUCAAAUUAUAUAUGUAUAAUAAACUAAUUUUUAAAAAAUACAAGUCUUAUAGUAAGAAUACUUACCACUUACUUACCACUGACCCUUCUGUUGCUUCUUUUUUGAAAUUAAACUUCUUUGUACUUUAUUGGGAAGGAACAUACACAAAGUUCGCGAGAUAAUCGGUAACUAAUAUCACGCGUUUGAAAUGUACUCCUUUUUAAAUAAACUAACGUUGUAUAUAUGUAUGUAAACAUAUACAUUUUAAAUUUUGAAACGUACAAAUAUAAAUUGUUCGUUGCUAAGAAUGUAUCGUAUAAAGUGUUUUUCGAUAUGUUAUCGAAUUAUUAACGGCUAACUAUUUCUAUUACUGGUAACUGAAAGUCAAGGUCAAAGAUAAAGAUUUGUGUAUUAAAUAAAAUAAAAAUAUUCAAAAUUUAUUUGAUUACAUCUGGGUGUAUCUAAAUGCAAUAAUAGUUUAAAGAACUUGGAUAAUAAUAUUGAAAAUCUAUCAUACUUAAACGAAUGUUUUAAAAACUUAGUAGCAUUUGAAGUAUAUCAAAAUCUAGGUAAAUACAAAUAAAAGUAUUUAAAAUAACACGUAUUUUGUUUACGAUGUGCUUAAAUACUUUAAUUUAAAGCAAAGCUCAAAUUAUUCGAGCUAUAACUUUCCCCUCCCAAGAUGUUGAUGAUUUUAAAAUCAUUUAGAAUUCAAAAUUUGUAAGAAAUCAUGUAUCGAUCAUUUAACGCGCGUUACAAACUGUAUACAUAUGUUGUAUAGGUAUAUUUAUGUUAUACGCCGGUACGUAUUUCGUUUUAUGUACGUACGUACAAUAGUUAGAAUCAAUUUCUUUUAGAAUGUUAUCUCGUAAUUUCACUCAUGGUUUUUAAUAAUUUAGUGAAAGACUGCAUUUAAAAAAAAAAUCAGCAUUUAAUACUAUCCAUAUUUUAGACAUAAAAGGUUAUCGCUAUUAAUUUCCGAAUGGCUGAUAAGAAAUACAGAAUUAUGAAAUAGUUUUGAACAAUUCUUGGAUAAAGUAUUGUGAGCCUUUUUUGCUGUACUAAAUAUUGUUGCAUUUUAUUAUCAAGUUCAUUAUUAAAAAUUUAGUAAAACAUUGGAAUAGCCUUUGUGUCACAACGCACAUUGAUAUAAUACAAAAGGAAGAUGGAUAUUAAGAUUUUAGAUGGUGGAUUUGGUUCGCAAUUAUCCACUCAUGUUGGUGCAAAGAUUGACGGUGAUCCUUUGUGGACAGCAAGAUUUUUAGCAACAAACCCUGAUGCAGUUUAUGCCACACAUUUAGAUUUCCUGCGAGCAGGUGCAGAUAUUAUUGAAACAAGUACAUAUCAAGUUUCAGUAUCUGAUCUAAUGAAAUAUUUAUCUGUAACUGAAGAAGAAAGUAUAAAGUUGUUACACAAGGCUGUACAUCUUGCUAAAGCUGCAGUGAACGAUUAUACCAAAGAAAUUAAAGAUAGUGACAAUGUUGAAAACAGACAUCCUAUGAUUGCUGGCUCCUGUGGACCAUACGGAGCUAGUUUGCACGAUGGUUCAGAAUAUAAUGGAGCUUAUGGUAAAACAACAUCCCGCAAUAUCAUCAUUGAAUGGCAUAAAUCACGUAUAAAUGCUCUUGUUGAUGCUGGUAUAAAUUUAUUAGCGUUAGAAACUGUACCCUGUUAUCAAGAAGCAGAAGCAUUAGUGGAACUUUUAAGAGAAUAUCCAAACAUCAAGGCGUGGCUUUCGUUUUCUUGCGAAAAGGGCACUCAAAACAUAGUGGAUGGAAGCAAUUUCCAAGAAGUUGUUUUACAUUGCUAUAGAACAGCAUUACCGGGACAAAUAAUUGCCAUUGGUGUGAAUUGCAUUGCACCAAAAGAUGUAACACCUUUAUUAAGAAAUAUCAAUAUGGAGUCAGCAAAUGAAUUUAUACCAUUAAUCGCAUAUCCUAACAGCGGCGAAAUCUAUUCGCCAAUGGAAGGCUGGAUAAAAAAUGAAAAUUGUGCCCCAUUCGAAAAUUUUAUUCCCGAAUGGUUAGAACUUGGAGUACGAUACCUUGGAGGUUGUUGCAGAAUGUAUGCAGAAAAUAUAAGAUCAAUCAGAAAAGAAGUAAACAAUUUUAAGAAAAAUAGAGAGUCAUAAUUGAUUUUUUUUGUCAAUUAUUUCAAAUACUCACUAUGUCAACAAUUUUGUUUCAACUUGUAAUGACAUGUGUAUUUAAAAAAAAUAUAUGUAUAUGUAU
This is a messenger RNA of Heterotrigona itama, 4225 nucleotides long. The record is from the annotation of a GenBank genome assembly. Lineage: Eukaryota; Metazoa; Arthropoda; Insecta; Hymenoptera; Apidae.